UCUUUCCCUCAAGAAAUUUUUUACAUAAUUUUUCAGAGUUCUGUUCUGCUACACAGAAUUAUAUGUUUCUAGUGAACGGAUUGUAGGAAACUAUGUGCAUAGCAGUGUUUAUUUGGCUAGCUCACCCACUUUACCCGUUCUUUCUCUUGCUCAACAGAGAUGAAUAUCAUGACAGACCUACUGAGCCAGUAUCAUGGUGGGGUGAUGGAGAUAUAUUGGGCGGAAGGGACGAAGUUGCAGGAGGAACAUGGUUGGCUUGUACAAAAGGAGGCAAAGUAGCAUUUAUCACCAACGUUUUGGAGUCUCUUACUCUACCUGACGCAAAAAGCAGAGGAGACUUGCCGGUUCGUUUCUUGAAGAGUACAAAGAGCCCAAGGGAGUUCGCCGAGGAAGUGCUAAAAGAAGCAGAUCAGUAUAAUGGGUUUAACCUAAUAUUAACUGAUCUUUUAUCGAAAACCAUGAUUUAUGUCUCUAACAGACCCAAAGGAGAAGUCAACUCAAUUCAAGAGGUUUCAUCAGGAGUUCAUGUACUCUCAAAUGCCAAGUUGGAUUCUCCUUGGCCUAAGGCCCGAAGUCUACGUCAGAAUUUCAACAAACUACUCAGACAAUAUGGUGAAAAAGAACUCCCGGUAAAAGAGAUGGUUGAAGAACUUAUGGAAGAUGCAGCCAAAGCUGAUAAAAGCAAAUUACCAAAAAUUUGUGCACCAGACUGGGAAUACAAAUUAAGUUCAAUUUUCGUUGAGACCGACACUCCUCUGGGAUGCUAUGGAACACGAAGUACCGCAGCACUGACAGUUAAAACAAGCGGUGAAGUAAGGUUCUAUGAAAAGUACGUAGAGAACGAAACAUGGAAGGAACACACUGUCAGUUAUCAAAUAGAGUGAUUCCGUGGAAAAAAAUCCCUUUGCCAUUUCUUGUCUCUUGAAAAAAUCCCACAUGUGUGGAUGGUUGGGAGGAAUAUGAGAGACCAAUAUGUUUUCUUUGUGCAAGUUUGAUAUAAAGUAUUAAGAAUUAACCGAAAAAA
Molecule: messenger RNA, 1024 nt
Organism: Papaver somniferum (opium poppy)
Lineage: Eukaryota; Viridiplantae; Streptophyta; Magnoliopsida; Ranunculales; Papaveraceae
Product: transport and Golgi organization 2 homolog
Exons: 5
Coding region: 93-884 (263 amino acids)
Source: RefSeq, a predicted model, not a curated record